GGGUGACGCGGCAGCUCCCGCGGGGCAUAAAUAGCGGCGGCAGCGCUGCUCCUGCUGCAGACACGUCGAGGGAUCCUGCUUCCUCACGCUGCGGCGCUGUGCCAUGCAGUGAGCUACUCGGCCCAGGCACACCACGCCCGGACAGACACCCCGACCUGCGCUUACCAGCCACGCCCGGUUCCUACCGCUACUCAAGAUGGCUAAAGGCAGCGCCCUCCUGCUAGCCUGGCUCCUGUUGGCUGCGACCCUGUCAUCUACUCUGGGACUUGGGGUGCCAGUGAAGGAGAAGAGAGGCUGGACCCUGAACAGCGCUGGCUACCUUCUGGGCCCACAUGCCAUUGACAACCACAGAUCUUUCAGUGACAAGCAUGGCCUCACAGGCAAGCGGGAGCUACAGCUGGAAACAGAAGAAGGAAGACCAGGAAGUGUUGAUGGACCCCUGCCUGAGAGCAACAUUGUGCGCACCAUAAUGGAGUUUUUGAGUUUCCUGCACCUUAAAGAGGCCGGGGCCCUCGACAGCCUGCCUGGCCUCCCUUUGGCCACCUCCUCAGAAGACCUAGAGCAGUCCUGAGACCACACCCACCCAGCUUCUGCCCUAUGUUGUAACUUAAAGUCACUCUAGGCAGAAUCUUCUGCCAGCUCCUCAAGCAAACCCUCUGUUUUCUGCUUUGAUGCUGUGUUGUUAUAAUUAAGAUGUUUUGAUUGGAGUAAUUAAAUUGUGUGACACAAUAAAGACUAGCAAGUA
Messenger RNA from Mesocricetus auratus (golden hamster), 745 nucleotides. It is a transcript of the gene Gal, whose product is annotated as galanin and GMAP prepropeptide. Gene Ontology annotation, cellular component: extracellular region. Lineage: Eukaryota; Metazoa; Chordata; Mammalia; Rodentia; Cricetidae. Bases 197 to 571 code for a protein of 124 amino acids. Gene Ontology annotation, molecular function: hormone activity. The transcript is spliced from 6 exons. The record is from RefSeq and is a predicted model, not a curated record.